This is a messenger RNA of Xiphophorus maculatus (southern platyfish), 1441 nucleotides long. RefSeq names its product CMP-N-acetylneuraminate-beta-galactosamide-alpha-2,3-sialyltransferase 2-like. The transcript is spliced from 6 exons. The record is from RefSeq and is a predicted model, not a curated record. Lineage: Eukaryota; Metazoa; Chordata; Actinopteri; Cyprinodontiformes; Poeciliidae. Bases 1 to 813 code for a protein of 270 amino acids. Gene Ontology annotation, molecular function: beta-galactoside (CMP) alpha-2,3-sialyltransferase activity.
AUGUUGCUGUUCAUCGGCCAGAGACCCUGCAGCCGUUACCAAGGUCAAGGGACGAAUCCGUAUCCGCUGUCCAAGCCAUCCUUCCCCGCGUACUUUCACAGGCGCUUACAGUAUGAAAGACGCAACUUUAAUUACUACAAAACAGCAGUGGCCAACCUGUUUGCGGUAUUCCCGCCCGUUCCGGACCUCAGGAAGCCCAGCCCGGGAAAAUGCCGGACUUGUGCUGUGGUGGGGAAUUCGGUUAAUCUGAGAGGAUCGGGCUACGGAUCCCUGAUAGACGGUCAUGAUAUCGUUAUAAGAAUGAACGGCGGUCCGACCACAGGCUAUGAGAAAGACGUCGGCACCAAAACAACCCAUCGAGUCUUGUAUCCGGAGAGCGCCGUGGAUUUAGAUAAUUCUACUCAUCUCAUAGUUUUUGCUUUUAAAAUACAAGAUCUGGAGUGGCCCACCAAGGCCUUGACGACGGGAUUUUACACAACGUCACAUAGGAAAGUAAAACCCAAAAUAAAUGGCAACAAAGAUUUGGUGAUGGUGGUCAACCCCGCUUUUAUGAAGUAUGUCCACGAGAUUUGGAUGAAAAGGAGGGGAAAGUAUCCAUCCACCGGCUUCAUGACGUUGAUUCUUUCUCUUCACAUAUGUGAUGAGGUUCACGUGUUCGGAUUUGGAGCCGACAGCAACGGAAACUGGAGUCACUACUUUGAAGUUUUAAAGAAAAAAAACUACAGAACUGGGCCCCAUUCUGGAACUAACGAAUACGCCAUCCUGAAACGGCUGGCCAGCGAACAAACAGUCACGCUUUAUAAAGGGUCGUGACCUCUGCGUCCUAACAGGAAGUUCCCCGAUUCGAAAUGAACAGUGCAAUUUAGAAUGUUGAGCAAGAAAAAGUUAUUUUUCGUCUUGAAAUUUUAGAAUGCUGCACCACUGAUUACGAAUGCCAAUUUUGAUAUUUAUUGAGGCGGAAGCAAAUCCCACCUACCUGAUUUCUACUGACAGACUUGCCAAAGCCUUUUUCCAAUUUAAAACCCAGCAACAUUUUAGAUCUAAUAAUUUAAUUUAAUUGGUUUAUUUGGUAGGGACAGACAUACAGCGACAUAGACAAACUGAACAAAACAGCAGUCCCAUGUUUACGUCAUAGUGCUAUAGCAACAGCUAAUUCGCAGCACUUGUCCCUAGAUGGGCUUUUAAAAAAAAUACCUCUAAAAGUUAAAGUAAUAAUCGAACAAACAGUGAAACAUGAAACAUCAAAAGUGGGUACAGUUCUGUACCCACUUUUGAAAAUAGAGUAGAGCAGAAAUCGUCUUUAUUAUCCCUCAGUGGGGAAAUUCAGGUGUACCAGCAGCAGCACAGUGACCAAAUGAGAGCAUUUAGAUCAGGGGUGUCAAACUCAAAUCCACAGUGGGCCAAAAUUUUAAAUUGAACAAAGCCGCGGGCCAAGGUUGAA